CACUUUGGAAACAUAUGGGUGCUGUUAGUGAGGUUUCCCGUGUGGUGGUGGCAUCUCGUAACUAUGCAGACUUUGCAAGUGAGGCUACAUUUGAUGUUAAGAAAUGCGAUCUCCAUCGCCUGGAAGAGGGUCCUCCUGUCACAACAGUACUUACUCGGGAAGAGGGACUCCGUUAUUACAGGACUAUGCAGACCAUUCGGCGCAUGGAACUGAAGGCAGAUCAGCUAUAUAAACAGAAGAUUAUUCGUGGCUUCUGCCACUUGUAUGAUGGUCAGGAAGCGUGCUGUGUUGGACUCGAAGCUGCCAUAAAACCAACAGAUCACUUGAUAACAGCAUAUCGGGCUCAUGGCUAUGCCUACACACGUGGAACUCCCAUCCGAGAGAUCCUAGCUGAGCUUACAGGUAGAAAAGGAGGAUGUGCUAAGGGAAAAGGAGGAUCAAUGCAUAUGUAUGCUAAGAACUUCUAUGGUGGCAAUGGCAUUGUUGGCGCUCAGGUUCCUCUUGGAGCUGGGAUUGCCUUGGCCUGUAACUAUUUUGGCAAAGAUGAGAUUUGUCUUACUUUAUAUGGAGAUGGUGCUGCCAAUCAGGGUCAGAUAUUUGAAACAUAUAAUAUGGCAGCUUUGUGGAAGCUGCCAUGCAUUUUCAUUUGCGAGAACAACAGGUAUGGAAUGGGUACUUCUGUAGAGAGAGCUGCAGCCAGCACUGACUACUACAAAAGAGGAGACUUCAUUCCAGGAAUAAGAGUAGAUGGCAUGGAUAUUCUUUGUGUGAGGGAAGCAACGAAGUUUGCAGCUGAUUAUUGUAGAUCUGGAAAAGGUCCUAUGCUGAUGGAGUUACAGACAUAUCGCUAUCAUGGACACAGUAUGAGCGACCCUGGAAUCAGCUAUCGUACUAGGGAAGAAAUUCAAGAAGUCAGAAGCAAAAGUGACCCUAUUACUCUGCUGAAGGACAGAAUGGUUAACAACAAUCUUUCUAAUAUUGAAGAAUUGAAGGAGAUUGAUGUGGAAGUAAGGAAGGAAAUUGAGGAGGCUGCUCAGUUUGCUACCACUGAUCCAGAACCAUCAUUGGAAGAAUUAGGCAACCAUAUCUACAAAAAUGAGCCCCCUUUUGAAGUGCGUGGCCCUAGUCAGUGGAUCAAAUACAAGUCCAUUGGCUAAAAUUACUCCAGCAGCUUGUUACCUUAUGGCCUUUUUUGGACGGAACGAUUACAUUUUGUACUUGUUGUAAGAAUGAACUGUUCAUAGCAAUUUUACUUUUCCAAACAAACUUAAUUUCAGCUAAAGAGAGCUAAACAUUAUGUAGAAGAAUGCAGGCGUCUAUGGAUGCCUAUAAGUGAGGAGCUGAAUUAGGAUAAAGCAAUUGCUAUAAAUUUGCUUAAUGGGUGGUUUUGGAUUGCUUUACUUAUGAAAGUUACUCCUUUGUGUGUUGAAUAAAUAAAUCAUGUUAUGUACAGUAUAUAAAUAUAUUAAUUGUAACACUAAA
This is a messenger RNA of Pelodiscus sinensis (Chinese soft-shelled turtle), 1482 nucleotides long. The record is from RefSeq and is a predicted model, not a curated record. NCBI's taxonomy places the organism in Eukaryota, Metazoa, Chordata, Testudines, Trionychidae.